Messenger RNA from Menidia menidia (Atlantic silverside), 2409 nucleotides. NCBI's taxonomy places the organism in Eukaryota, Metazoa, Chordata, Actinopteri, Atheriniformes, Atherinopsidae. The record is from the annotation of a GenBank genome assembly.
ACAAAAGCAGCUAUUCGUACAGCACCUGAAGGCAUCAUAAAACCCGGCUUCAAUCACUGCAGGCGGCGACUUCAACAGUUUGUCAGAACUUCCACACGGACAGGACGACACGUUGAAUGACUAUGUAACAGCAGCUGGAGCCGGGAGCCCUUUUUCUUUUGGUGUGUAACGGUUCUCAGGAGAAAGUAAACCACAUCAUGUUCGCUUAAAAGACCAAAUUAAUAACGGAAAGCCGGUGUUACGGGCUAUACCGUAAGAGCAGCCUUAACAACCGCAAGUUAGCUUAAAGUUUUAAACAAACGGUAACCGGGGGGAAGCUAGCUGUGUGCGCGUAGGCUGAGCUUUGUCUGUUAGUCUGUCUUUGCUUAUUCACUGUCGGUUCAGCCGCUGACGUUCACUUGUCGUCCACCAUCCAAAGAUUUUUUAUUUUUUUUACCAAGACUAAAUUUACUGGAUUGCCAAACUAUUUACAGUAACCCGAAUACAAACAAGAUUGAAUUUCGUCGUCUUAAAAGAUCGAAGGAGACCCACAUCAGCGGAAGUAAACAUUGGAUAUUACAAUACCUGUGUCAAGGAGCUGAAUGGCCUCCGUUGUGACUCCAACGCCAAAAAGCCCAGGAUUUGGACAGCUCCGUCUUUGGAACCGUCGUCACUCAAUCUCUGCCUGCCCCAAAGGAAACUGCUCCCCAGCCUGAAGACCAAGCGAGCUCCCGAGCUCGUCCUGGUGAUCGGGACUGGGGUGAGCUCGGCGGUGGCCCCUCAGGUCCCCGCUCUGCGCUCGUGGAAGGGCCUCAUCCAGGCCCUGCUCGACGCGGCCAACGACUUCGACCUGCUGGAGGAGGAGGAGAGCCGGCGCUUCCAGAAGCACAUGCAGGAAGACAAGAAUCUGGUGCAUGUGGCUCAUGACCUCAUUCAGAAACUUUCCCCGCGGACGGGAAACGUGCGCUCCACCUUCUUCAAAGACUGCCUGUACGAGGUGUUCGACGACCUGGAGUGCAAGAUGGAGCACGCGGGCAAGCACCUGCUGCGCUCCGUGCUGCAGCUGAUGGAGAGCGGCGCCCUGGUGCUCACCACCAACUUCGACAACCUCCUGGAGAUCUACGCCGCCCAUCAGGGCACCAAGCUGGAGUCUCUGGACCUGACGGACGAAAAGAAGGUGCUGGAGUGGGCUCAGGAGAAGCGGCGGUUAAGUGUUUUGCACAUCCACGGCGUCUACACCAACCCCAGCGGCAUCGUCCUGCACCCUGCCGGCUACCAGAAUGUACUCAGGAACACCGAGGUCAUGCGAGAGAUCCAGAAGCUGUACGAGACCAAGUCCUUCGUGUUCCUGGGCUGCGGGCGCACGGUGGACGACACCACCUUCCAGGCCUUGUUCCUGGAGGCGGUCAAGCACAAGUCGGACCUGGAGCACUUCAUGCUGGUGCGGCGGGAGGACGUGGGCGAGUUCAAGAAGCUGCGCGACAACAUGCUGGACAAGGGCAUCAAGGUCAUCUCCUACGGCGACGAGUACGCCGACCUGCCCGAGUAUUUCGAGCGGCUGGCCAACGAGAUCUGCAACCGGGACGUGUCGGCCAACGACUGGGGAUCACAAAACGAGGAACUGCAGAGUGGCUUUAGCGCACAGAAAAGCCUUCUCCAAGGUUAGGACUGAGCAGGAGCGGAGGAUGUUUUCAGAAUGCCAAAAUCACACCCGGCCCAGACUUGUCUCGCUGCCCGCUGGCCGAUGGGAAAUCCCGGCCCCGCUCCUUUUUAAUUCCCCCCUCCCUCCACAAAGAUUCCGGAGUUGACAUUUCAGUUGAUGCUCUUCACUGGUUCUCCUCUGCAUCCCUGCUUCACCGAGUGCUGCGUGGUUUAGUUUUGUUACAAAAGUUCUCAUUUCAUAGAGGGUGAAGCUUCAGCUCUGUGCCACUGCUCGACCUCAGACCACCUCCUUUUUUUUUUUUGGGUGUAUUUAAAUGUUGCCUCAACCCCAAAAGUUUGAAAGGCUCGGGGGCACCUUCAUGUAGGCAGAGCGCGGAACCCGUUGCUGUCGGAGCUUGCCUUCUGGUUUGAGGAUUCCUCAUGCGGAUGGACCCAACCCGUCAGGCUGUAUCCCUGCAACCACGGAACAUUUGCAUGCUAGCGGCCCGGGAGGAGAUCCACCUCCGAAUCAGUUCAUGUCUGACAACGCGGCGAAAACAAUCUGUCACUCCUGUGCUGAAAAUGAAAUGUAAUUUGUAAGCCUUUCUUCUCUUUCCUCUUUUUAUAAAAAAAAUAUUGUGUUUUAUUGUGUAAUAUUUAUAAAUAAAGCUUUUGGUAUCCCCCCCCCACUAAUUUGCUCUUGAAGACCAUUUUUUGGCACACAUCUUACAGAACAAGUUCCACUUUCCAGGCUGUCUUGUAGCAUAUAGCAGCUUUAUUUAGAAAGGU